Molecule: messenger RNA, 258 nt
Organism: Penicillium waksmanii
Lineage: Eukaryota; Fungi; Ascomycota; Eurotiomycetes; Eurotiales; Aspergillaceae
Exons: 1
Coding region: 1-258 (85 amino acids)
Source: RefSeq, a predicted model, not a curated record
AUGACGCCGUUUGAGACGCUCGAAAAGCGCGAGCUCGACUGCAAUCCAAUCUUCCCCAAAGAAGCCAUGCAGAAAAUCUCUAAGAAGCUUCGAAAUGGAGUCAAAAGGGGCGACGAGAUCACCUCAAAGGACAUCACAGGACAAGGCGUCAAAUUCAAGAUUCGCACGGGUGAAGAGGUCAGCACGAACGAUGUCACGAGCGAUGGACCUGGAAAACUGAUUCUGGGAGGAACUCCCUUUCCUCUCCUACACUGUUAA